GGCGAUGAUGUGGUUCCUCCUUCUGCUCCUCCACACCUCAGCUCACCUCGGGCCGGUGAGCUUAUCAGAUCCAGAACGAGGCAGGAUCAUCCUGCGAGGUAAAGACAACCCGUGUGAAGGACAUGUGGAGGUUCAUUAUGAGGACAAAAUGGGCUAUGUCGGAGAUAAAAACUGGAACGAAAACACGAGCAAAGUGGUGUGUCAGAGCACUCACUGUGGAAUACCAAAAGGGGAUUUAAAAAAUGUCUACAGACCACUCAAAAGCGAAGUCUUCCUCAACGAGCUGAACUGUAAAGGACACGAGGAAAAUCUGUGGGGAUGUGACUCGCCUGGUCUUGCUGUCAGCUUUUACAAAAAGCCCACCGUAAAAAAGAUCACCUGUUCAAGAGACAAAGAAGCCAGUGAUUUGUGUAAAAUCCUUAAAUGUAACGAGCCAAGACCAAUUUUAAACUCCAAAUGGAAGCAUUGGGAAGGCAAGGACCUGGAAAAAAUGAAAGAAAUAAACUGUUCAGGCAUUAAUAAAGUGACUCAUCCAUGGCAGUGUGUGAAAUCGCCAUCUGAAUCAUGCGGAUUGCCUGUUAUGAUCAGCUGUAAAGAUCACGAUAGAGUGCAGCUGAGAGGAAACAAGUCCAAUGUUUGUUCUGGGAAACUGGAGAGGGAAAAAGAUGAAACAUGGGAAUCCUUUAAAAAAAAGCCGAAAUUGAGUCCUGAUAAGUUGUGUCGGCAAAUGGACUGCGGCGCCUCUGGCAGCCUAACACAGGAUAACCAAAAUCUGACAUGCUCAGACCAGGUCAGUGUGGUUCUGACAGAUGACGGACACCGUGAAACCAAGUGCUAUGGCCGAGUCGGAAUAAAAGUGAAUGGUACAAUCCACAGUGUUUGUGGUGGUGAUUGGACUCCUAAUAAUUAUGAAAUGGUCUGCAAAGAACUGGACUGUGGAACGGUCGUCAGUACUCGUAUGGUACCAGAUAAAAGUAAACUAGGGAUACUGGACCAUGUAGAUUGCACAGGCAAAGAGUCCUCACUGUGGCACUGUAGAGCUAAGCAUCAUAAGGCACAAUGCUCAGAUGUUCCUUUUGUUCUUUGUUCAGGGAGCGUGAAUGUGAGACUGGUGGAUGGUCCUGGAGUUUGUGCUGGAAGAUUGGAAGUUCAACACGAGGGCCGGUGGAAAACAGCCGUCAGUGAAAACUGGCAAGAUAAACAUUCAAAAAUGGUCUGCCAACAACUCAAUUGUGGGGAUGCUGAAACUAAUAGCGAUCAAAAAUUUGCCAAGGGGAAUGAGCCAUCCCUGACCUUGACAUGUAAUGGAAAAUCCAGCAUAUCUGACUGCAUAAAAGAUGCAAAGAAACCUCAAGGCUCCAGUAACAAAUACAUCAACAUAACAUGUACAGAACACAAGGUGUUUAUUCUGAAUGGGAAUGAGGCGUGCUCUGGCAGCGUGCAGGUCAAGCAUGGGAAAGAAUUUCACUGGCUUUCUGGGUCCAAUCACACAUGGAGUGAAAGUUUAGCAAAUGAGAUAUGCCAGGAGUUGCACUGUGGGAAUGCCUCCUUGGUUAAAACUACCACAAACCCAACAUCCAAAGUGCCAAAGUCUCUAAACUGCUCUUUUGGCAAAUCUCUGUAUGAAUGUGAUCUUCAAGAUUCUGACGACAAUCAGACUAUUGCUUCUGUGAAAUGUGAAGGAAAAAUUACCAUGAAGCUGAGCAAUGGCUGUUGGGGAACUGUCCAAAUAUGGACCAAAAGCAAGAACGGUCUUGUGAGCGCAGACAUAUGGACAGAAGACAUGUCUAAGAAACUGUGUAAAGAACUGUCGUGUCAGAAUGAGAUCUUACCCAUCCUAUUCAAUGAGCCAAGAGAAACUAAUAUUGAAUUUAAGAGUUUGCAUUCCUUGGGGCGUGACAUGAACCUGAGCCAGUACAGUUUAGUUGAAACAAAUGGCAUGUUUCCACAAAAGCCAGCCUUCGUUGUUUGUAAAGGCAGCAUCAAGGCAAGAUUUGAGCCUUCUCGUGACAAAUGUUCUGGAAAUGUCCAGGUGCUUUACGAAGACAAGUGGCUCCCAAUGCACAAAGAUGCUCUUACUGAGGCUAAUCGAAAAAAAAUCUGUGAGGAGCUAAACUGUGGAGACAGUGGCGAGGUAAUUAAGUACUUAGGGCCUCCAAACCCGACUCAUUUGAUUCAAACAUUAAACUGUCAGAGCAAUGACAAUUCAUUAGCAACUUGUCAAGAUAUGAAGACUGAGAAGAUCACUGAAAACCCUGAACUCAGAGGCCUCAAGUGCUCCGGUUGGAGUACGGUGGCACUGGAAGUGGAACACUCCUGUGAAGGAGAAGUGGUUGUUUAUUCAAAGGAUAAAAGAGAUUUUGUCUCCAGUGAAGGCUGGACUGAGGCUGAGGGGAAAACACUUUGUAAGACUCUGAAGUGCGGUAAAUACAAAGAGAAAAAGAAUGUCCCAUUUGAUCUAGCUGAGGAUCAUUCUCUAUGGAACCAAAGCUUUAAUUGCACGUCUGACCCUGAGAGCAUUUGGAUGUGUGGCAACAAACAAACUUCUUCAGUGAAAAACAGCACGGUCUAUGUUAAAUGUGAAGGUGAGCCUAAGGUUGCUCUUACAAAUACUGGAGAGCUGAAAAUAGAUGGCAAGCCAGUGUGUGGAAGUCAGUGGAACAUUGAAUAUUCACACAGAGUGUGCCAGGAACUGAAUUAUGGCAAUGCUUUUUCUUAUGAGUUUAAAAAUGUUUCUUCGCCUGAGAAGCCUUACCACGUCCACUGUGAUGAGCACAAUUACCUCCUUGGUCAGUGUAAAAGAGUGGAAGGAAAGUGCAACAAAGGGUUGGUGCAUAUUUUCUGCGCAGAGAGUGUCUCAUAUAAAUUAUCAGAAAAGUGUGGUGGGAAGGUUACGGUUAAAUAUGGAAAAAACAUUGGAGAAGUGUGCAAAAUCAACAUUGAGCCGAAUUUUACAAAGAUUUGUCAAACGUUCAGCUCAGAGUGUGGUUCAUUUAAAGAGUUGAGACCAGGCUCAAAGAAGAGUAAUUCGGGAAUAAUUCUCAACUGCCCAAUUCAUGUAAAUGACGAGAGGUACUGUGUCAUAAACAAUAACAGUACACAGACCUGUCCAAGUGUUUCAAGUGACAUCAUCUGUGACGGCUAUGUGCUGAGCCCCACUGUGCCUCCACCACCACCAGAACCAGUAGAUCCAAUUCCUAUAAUUGUGGGAGUGCUAUUUUCUCUUAUACUGGUUGUACUGAUUGGGACAUUUGUGCGAUACCUCCUUAAAAUGAGAAAAAGGAAAUCCAUGUUGCCACCGGAUAUGGAGGAAGCCGACUGGGACAGUGGAGAGUAUGAAGAGGUUGACAAAUCAGAUGAGCUUGGAAGCUUCAACCGCGGCCGAUUUAGAUCAGAAUCGGAAGGGGAGAGAGAUGGAGAAAGCAAGAGAUCCUAUAACUACGAUGAUAUUGAUGAGGUGACUGAGGCUCAGCCCCUGACACUUCAGGGCUCCAUGACCCGUGCUGAUGAAGACAAAGACAUGGAUAAAGGAGUCAUUAAACCAAGCGAUGAGGGUGUGACCUACGAAGUGGAAGACUCACAGGAAAAUUACGACGACAUUGAUGCCAGCCCUGAGAAUGCUGAAACCACAGCUGAAGUCCAUGAGGGGCCCAGACCAGCUCCUGAAGGUGAUGCUGAGGCACCUAGAGACCAGGUCCAGAAAGAUGAAGAUUACCUUGUGCCGGGUCAAGAUGGGUGAGCUUGAACUGGCAGGAAAUGUUAACUGAAACUGAAUUCUGGGCAAAAAAAAAAAAAAAAAAAUCCAAAACCUGGCUGAAAUUUAACUUGAAGGAGCUCAGAAAGAAAACUAAUUAUAAUGCAGAAACUAAAUGUAAAAAGCUGAAUCCAUGUUUGGGAAAAAUUAUGCAAAAAUUGAAACUUUUGUGUUUUCAAAUCAUAUUUAGUAUCAUAAUUAUCUAAACUGAAAAAAUGCAUUACUUUAUGUUGGAACUUUAACAAAUGUUUUACUUUUCAGUGAAACCAUAACGACAGACAAAAAGUAUAUAUAGAAGUAAAUAAAAAAAUUAAAGCGGCCUCUUAUUAAAAGUACAUGAGUCCGGUUAUCAUUUGGUCAUCUGUUAAAUAUCGAAACCAACAAUGAAAAAAAGAAGAACUAAAGGUGUAUGUUUUUAUUCGUUCAUUUAUAUGUAUUUUUGAUUGUAUUUUUUGCAGUAAUUAGGUAAAUCUUUAGCAACAAUGUCUGUAACUGGUAUACAUCAUUGUCAAUGUUUUUAAAUCUUUUAUUAUAACAGCUAUUUCUUAUCAUGGGAUUUUUACUCAAGUGAAUAAACUAACUUAAAUGAAUGGUUGGAUUUUUUUCUGAACUUUCCACUAAGAAUAUUUCAGUGGAAUAAAAGAAUCAGUAUUAUUUAUUUCCAGGUUUUGGCCACAUGUUUAGCAUGGGUGGGAAUAAAUGUGGAUAGCCUGUAAAAGAGAAACACCUAGCCUGUUAAAAGAUAAAAAGGCCGACUAACUUGUUCCUCCUCACUGUGGGAGUAUGUGCUUCAUCAAGCUAACUGGUAGGAAAGCUGGUUCCAUAUUUUUUUUUAAAUAAUUGAGUAAUAUCUGUUUUUGGUAUUGAUGGUCUUGGCUAAGAAAGCUUUCCGCAAAUAGCAUUCUGUUUGUCAUACUCAUUUUAAGGAGCAAUAUGACAACUUAGAUUUUUAAGCUGUUUCUUAAAAAGCUUCAAAUUGCAGUUGCAAUAUCCAUGUUGUUUGUUAAAAAUAUUUGAUGCAAACUCUCAUCUAUUUUGAAGUCUUGUUACAUGUUUUCUGAAUUAUUUUAGUGUUCGUAAUUGUAGAUGCUGCUUCUUCAGUAUAUCCUGUUCAUAUAUUUUGGCUUUGUAAUAAACAACCUACUUCACUGAGAAACUGAAAUAAAAGACGUAUUUAGCCCA
Messenger RNA from Fundulus heteroclitus (mummichog), 4936 nucleotides. Its product is annotated as deleted in malignant brain tumors 1 protein. The coding region runs from base 5 to 3739 and encodes 1244 amino acids. The record is from RefSeq and is a predicted model, not a curated record. NCBI's taxonomy places the organism in Eukaryota, Metazoa, Chordata, Actinopteri, Cyprinodontiformes, Fundulidae. Gene Ontology annotation, cellular component: membrane. The transcript is spliced from 18 exons.